Messenger RNA from Limulus polyphemus (Atlantic horseshoe crab), 1495 nucleotides. Its product is annotated as histidine ammonia-lyase-like. Gene Ontology annotation, biological process: L-histidine catabolic process. The record is from RefSeq and is a predicted model, not a curated record. Lineage: Eukaryota; Metazoa; Arthropoda; Merostomata; Xiphosura; Limulidae. The annotation marks the transcript as partial. The transcript has 15 exons. Gene Ontology annotation, molecular function: histidine ammonia-lyase activity.
GGUCACGUUUUAACAUUGAAUGAGUCAAGAGUUCUAAGCUAGGACGCUUAAAAAAGUUGUCAUCCACGUCACUUGUAAGUGCGUACAUUCUUUCCCAGCUACUUUGCCAAAAGUACUUGAAGAACAUUAACUUUUUGUAUUGGUUAUCGGAAGAGAAAGUUUGGAAGACAAAGAAGAUAUGAAGCUUUCGGUUCGUGUUAGAGGAGAAUGGUUUGCUGUGCCUUGCAGAGAUGGGAAGAGCACCAUACAGUGGCUAGGAGAGGAAGCUUUAAGGCGGUACCUGAAGUUGAAACAAACAAGUAGUCAGGUGAACGGAAGGCAAGAAGAAAUAUACGAAAUUCGCAAGACAAAAGGGGGCGCUAUCUUGGAUCAGGACGACAAGAUUUGUAACGUUCUGGAUGACAAUGACUUCGUUUCUGUUGUUCUAAAGACGGACCGAGCCAAUCCAGGGAUAAGACCGCAAGAAAUAUCCUAUGUUCCAGAACAAAUUCCUGGAAGAUUUGAAACACUAAAUGAAGUCCUUCUUUUGAAUGGUUAUAACCUAGGACCCGAUGACCUACUACGUCUUGGAAAGGGAUUUUACAAGAUUCAGCUUUCAAAGGAGGCCGAAGACAGAGUAAUCCGAUCACGUCAACUUGUAGAAACAGUUCUGAAAGAAAAUAAAGUGGCGUAUGGUGUAAACACAGGAUUCGGAAAAUUUGCCACUAAGAUCAUUAGUGACGAUAAGCUUGUGGAGCUUCAAGAAAACCUUGUCCGUUCACAUGCUGCAGGAGUUGGACAUCCUCUUACUCCAGAAAGAACUCGGAUGCUGCUCGCUCUUAGAAUUAAUGUCCUGGCUAAAGGUUACAGUGGAAUUUCUCUUGAAACGUUACAGCAGUUAGUAGAUGCAUUCAAUGCGUCCUGUUUGUCAUGGGUACCAGAAAAAGGAACUGUUGGAGCCAGCGGUGACUUAGCUCCUCUGGCCCAUCUGGCCCUGGGAUUGAUAGGAGAAGGGAAGAUGUGGAGUCCAGAAAGUGGUUGGGGAGAGGCUAAAUAUGUCUUGGAGUCACAUAACCUGAAGCCAAUAUUUCUAAAGCCAAAAGAGGGUAUAGCUUUGCUGAAUGGUACACAGUUAAUUACAUCAAUAGGAGCAGAGGCCGUAGAAAGAGCGAUGAUUAUUGCCCGUCAAGCCGACGUGGUAGCAGCUUUGUCAGUGGAAGUGUUAAAGGGGACCACAAGAGCUUUCGACAAAGAAAUACAAAAGAUUCGACCUCACCGCGGUCAAAUUAUUGUAGCUCGACGACUGAGGGCGCUUUUGCAUUCCAAUACUCAUCCUUCAGAAAUAGCAGAGAGCCAUAGGUUCUGUAAUCGAGUGCAAGACGCAUACACGCUACGGUGCUGCCCUCAAGUGCACGGUAUUGUCAACGACACCAUUGAAUUUGUGCGUCACAUCAUCACCACGGAAAUGAAUAGUGCUACAGACAAUCCUUUGGUAUUUUCUGACCGAGGCGAAAUU